This is a messenger RNA of Metopolophium dirhodum (rose-grain aphid), 1830 nucleotides long. RefSeq lists its product as uncharacterized. NCBI's taxonomy places the organism in Eukaryota, Metazoa, Arthropoda, Insecta, Hemiptera, Aphididae. The record is from RefSeq and is a predicted model, not a curated record. The transcript is spliced from 4 exons. The coding region runs from base 467 to 832 and encodes 121 amino acids.
UGUGCAACACUGUAAGCUGCUGCUGCCGACGCCGCCGACGCUGCCGCUACCGUAACCACGGACAUACAUGUAAACAGUUAACACUACUACUGCAGUAUCAGCUAGAGAACCUAGAUAAUAUUAUAUAAAGGCUUUCUAGUAUCAGCUAUAGCCGUGCUCGUCAUCAACAGGUAAUUUAAAAGUCGUGGCCACACAGAUAUCAUAAGAUAAUAAAUAUUAUUAUUUAUUAAAUAAUACAAUAUUGUAAUUUGUCUUAUCGACUCGUGAACUAAGAUUUGACAUUAUUUGAAAUUUUGAUCUCGUCUAUGCCCUGUCUUGUGGUCGUCUGCAACCUGCAAUAAUAGUAAUAAAAUAGUUUGUGUUCAAACCAUUCACUGAAACGUGAUUUGGAGUUAGUCGAUCGAGCCGUGCUAGUCGUAUUAUAUUGGUUUAGACGAUUUACAAACAUUUCGUUACUACCAAGAUCAUGAGCAUAAAUGCCGAAACUAGAUUUUAUCUCACCAAGGGCAUCAUGACAUUGGAGGAAUCCAAAAAGUUAGACAACGACCGUGAGUUCUUAGACUAUUCACUCUUGAUUGGCGAUUCGACCGAAGAUCAGCUUUACAAACAAAUCGAAGUCGAAAUAGACAUAUUUCAUAAAUGUCUUGCGAUAAUAAAGAAAGAAAACCAGAACGAUAAACAUACAAAAUUAUUGCUCUUGAUGUUGUUUGAUCGCAUUAACAAUAUGUUUGCCUAUAUGUUUUACCUGUUCCCCAUCAAUGUUGAGCGUGCCAUGAAGUACGUACAAUUUUGCUUAAAUCAUCUUUCACUCAUAUUUCCACACAGAUCUUGAUGAUAAACUAUAAGUUCAGAAUAAACAAUUUUUUUAAUUAUUCAAUGCACUGGUUAAAUAAGCAUUAAUAUCUCAAUCACCGUUUACUAUUGUAAGACUCAAUCCCAUUUACCAUUGUGUACUAUUAUAAUUAUAAAUAUAAGUUUUGUAAUCGACUACAUAAUGAAAUAAAUAUAAAAAUCUGUAAAAUGUAUUAACAUAUUCACAAAAUUCCCCACGAGCAUGUAUUAAAUAAUUUUGCACUUGAGUCGCAGUUUUUAAACUGUCGGAUUGAGUUCCACUACUUAAUAAUUCCAAAUUCGAGCACUGAUUAAUAGAUAAUUUUUUUGAAAAUGAUAUAUCAAAUUAUUGUUGUUUAUUAUUUGUCUUUGAAGUUUGUAUAAGUUCUAAUUGUAAUUAAGCUCCUAUUAUAUUUAUGUUAUAUCAUUCAACUGUUAUGUUAACUACGUAUAAAAAUCAAUGCGAAUAAUUAUGUUAUAGGAGAGUGUUGUACCCUGGGACUAUUUUUAUUAAAUAUCCUCUAACAGCUUUAAUUGUCAAUAUUUCACAUUAAUGCAUAUUAAAAAUAUUGUAGAUAUUAUAAUAAAUCUACACCUACAUGAGUUUUUUUUAGAAUUCCUGAUUCAACUGCCUUCUGAAAUAAUUUUAAUUCUUAACACAAUGGUCCUUGGAAUUUACCUCAGAAUUUACAUUGAAAUAUAGGUUUUAACCAAUUAUUAAGGAAGAAAUACACGAGGCCCAAGGUACAACUCUCUCCCCUACAAUUAAAAUUAAUACAUAAUCAUUUUAAUGCAAUUUACAUAUUAUUUAUUUAUUUAAAUUUAUAGUAAUUAAUUUUCAAAUAAAUAAUAUUUUUAAUUAAGUGUAUCAUUACAAUUAACAUACCUAUGUUCCUAUUUGGUAAGAAAAUUGUCAAUUAUUUGCAGAGUACCGUAUUUCUGUAAUAUGUAAAAAAAAAUCAAGUAUAAUUAUUAUUACACAAAUUGUUAAUAGGAGCA